This is a messenger RNA of Rhodofomes roseus, 2664 nucleotides long. RefSeq names its product alpha-glucosidase. Gene Ontology annotation, molecular function: carbohydrate binding; hydrolase activity, hydrolyzing O-glycosyl compounds. The coding region runs from base 1 to 2664 and encodes 887 amino acids. The record is from RefSeq and is a predicted model, not a curated record. Lineage: Eukaryota; Fungi; Basidiomycota; Agaricomycetes; Polyporales; Fomitopsidaceae. The transcript is spliced from 13 exons. Gene Ontology annotation, biological process: carbohydrate metabolic process.
AUGCCUCUGGGCGUGGUGCUCUUCACGGUGUUGGCCAUUGUGCGAUGCGCGCUCGGUACUUACACCGACCCCAGCGUUCUCGAUGCGUGUCCUGGGUACCACGCGACCAACGUCGCUACGUCGGGCCCAAACCUGACCGCGAGCCUUGCGCUAGCUGGUGAAGCGUGCAAUGUCUAUGGUUCGGAUAUCCAGACUCUUAGCCUGCAGGUGACAUACGAGACCACAACGCGCAUUCACGUCAAAAUCACAGACGCUGAUGAGACGCGUUACGAGGUCCCUGAAUCUGUGCUGCCCCGACCGUUGGCAGACCCUUCAGUCGACCCAUCCACCGCUGCGAUUCAAUUCAACUACACCGCCUCGCCGUUCUCGUUCACCAUAUAUCGGAUGUCCACCGGGGAAGCACUCUUCAGUACAGCCUCCCAUGCGUUGAUCUUCGAGUCACAGUACCUGCGCGUGAAAACGGACUUACCGAAGGACCCAAACUUGUACGGCCUUGGAGAGCACACGGAGACGUUCCGUCUUCCAACGGAGAAUCUCACUCGGACGCUCUGGAGUCGCGACGCGUAUGGCGUAGGCAAUGGCACAAACCUCUAUGGCAACCACCCAAUCUACUUCGAGCACCGCCUGAGCGGCACGCAUGGCGUGUUCCUCCUUAACUCUAACGGCAUGGAUAUCAAGGUCGUCACGAAUGACGAGGGAUCUAGUCUUGAGUACGAUGUGAUCGGCGGUGUUCUCGACUUAUACUUCCUCGCGGGCAGCGAGAUCGACCCAACAGAGGUGACGAGGCAGUACGCUGAAGUCGUUGGCACACCCGCCGAGGUACCAUACUGGAGCUUUGGAUUCCACCAAUGUCGCUACGGAUACACGGACUAUGUCGAGGUUGCGAACGUGAUCGUCAAUUACUCGAACGCCGACAUUCCACUUGAGACGAUGUGGACAGACAUUGACUAUAUGUACAACCGUCGGAUAUUCACCGUGGACCCGGACUACUUCCCAAUAACUCGGAUGCGCGAGAUCGUCAAUUACCUACACGAUCAUGAUCAGCACUACGUCCUCAUGACGGAUCCGGCCAUUGCGUACGCGCCGAACGAGAAUUACAGCACAUUCGAUCGCGGAAGCGCCGCGGACGUGUGGCUGAAAGCAGAAAAUGGCAGCUACUUCCUGGGCGUCGUAUGGCCUGGUGUAACGGUCUUCCCCGAUUGGUUCAACCCCGAUAUCCAAGAUUUCUGGACGAACGAAUUCCAGCUUUUCUACAACCCUGAGUAUGGAAUUGACAUUGACGGUGCCUGGAUCGACAUGAACGAGCCAUCCAGCUUCUGCGACGUACCCUGCACGGACCCCUUCCAACAGGCAAUCGAGAAUGAUGAUCCCCCCGCGCGCACGACGCUUCCACCCGCGCCGAAUACUCCCAUUUUCGGAGACGAGUACAGAAAGAGGGCGCUAUCGAAGAGGGAAUAUACAGGGCCAGAGAAUUUGUUGAACCCGCCGUACAUGAUUAACAACGCUGCAGGUGACUUGUCGAACCGCACGUCCUACACGACCGCAACUCAUGCGAACGGUAUGGUUGAGUACAAUACCCACAAUCUCUUUGGGACCAUGAUGUCCACGGCGACGCACAAUGCCAUGCUCGCCCGACGCCCGGGUCUGCGCACGCUCGUUGUGACGCGAAGCACGUUUGCGGGCGCAGGCACGAAGGUGCAGAAGUGGCUGGGCGACAAUCUCAGCGACUGGGAGCACUACCGUAACUCGAUCUCGGGAAUUCUGAGCAUGGCGAGCGUGUUCCACGUCCCGAUGGCUGGUGCAGAUAUUUGCGGCUACGGCGACGAUACGACCGAGACUUUGUGUGCGAGAUGGGCCACCCUCGGAGCAUUCUACCCGUUCAUGCGUAAUCAUAAUACAAUCGGAACCAUCGACCAAGAGUUCUACCGCUGGCCGACUGUUGCACAGGCGGCCAGGAGUGCGAUUGAUAUGAGGUACCGUCUCAUCGAUUACAUUUAUACCGCCUUCCACCAGGCCUCGGUUGACGGCACCCCCAUCCUCAACCCCCUCUUCUACAAGUACCCUCAGGAUUCUAACACCUUUGGAAUUGACCUCCAGUUCCUCUUCGGACCAUCCAUUCUCGUCUCGCCUGUCACGGAGGAGAACGCGACUUCGGUCUCGAUGUACCUGCCUGAUGAUAUCUUCUACGACUUCAACACAUUCCAGCCAGUCCGCGGCAACGGAAGCUACGUAGAUCUCGAGGUCAACCUGACGAGCAUCCCAGUACACAUCCGUGGCGGUGUGAUCCUACCCCUCCGAGCUCAGAGCGCGAUGACCACCACUGCGCUGAGGCAGCAGGACUUCGAGAUCGUCAUCGCCCCAGGGCUGGACGGCUCUGCUUCAGGCUCGCUGUACUUGGACGACGGUGUCUCCAUUACGCCUAACGCGACGACGGAGGUCAGCGUGACGUACGACAACGGCGCGGUCACGAUCAACGGUACCUAUGGGUAUAAUCCCGGUGUCGGCAUCUCGAGGAUUGUACUACUGAACGUGGACGAGCCGACUAGUGCAGCGCUGAACGGUCGGGACUUGACAGACUCGGUAUCCUACGACCCCAGCACUAAGGUCUUGGAAAUCACGGUCGACCUGCCAUUCAACCAAAAUGUUUCGGUGCAGAUUGCAUGA